Molecule: messenger RNA, 1620 nt
Organism: Microtus ochrogaster (prairie vole)
Lineage: Eukaryota; Metazoa; Chordata; Mammalia; Rodentia; Cricetidae
Gene: Ints12
Product: integrator complex subunit 12
Biological process (GO): snRNA 3'-end processing
Cellular component (GO): integrator complex
Source: RefSeq, a predicted model, not a curated record
AGGAAACGUUCCCCUCCCAAUCGGGUUGCGGGAACCUUUGUUUCUCGCUUCGGAUGCCGGUUAGGGCGGGGACGGGUUCGAAAAGAGCUGCGGAGCACGGACAGAGUGGCGGGGCGGAGCGGUGUUUGCAAUGGCUGCUACUGUGAACUUGGAACUCGAUCCCAUUUUUCUGAAAGCACUAGGUUUCUUACACUCCAAGAGUAAAGAUUCUGCUGAAAAACUAAAAGCGCUGCUUGAUGAAUCUUUGGCUCGGGGCAUUGAUUCAAGUUAUCGUCCAACUCAAAAGGAUGUGGAACCACCCAAAAUUUCAAGCACAAAAUCUAUUUCUAUCAAACAAGAGCCCAAAACAUCAUCCAGUCUCCCUUCCGGCAGUAGUAAUGGCAAAACCCUCACAACUGAAAAGAUAAAGAAAGACGCUGAGAAGAGACCUGCUGAUAAAAUGAAAGAUGUCACUGAAGGAGUUGAUGUUCCUAAGAAACCUAGAUUGGAGAAACCAGAGACCCGAUCUUCUCCCAUUACUGUACAAACCAGCAAGGAUUUAGCUAUGGCUGACCUCUCCAGCUUCGAGGAGACUAGUGCUGAUGAUUUUGCGAUGGAGAUGGGCUUGGCCUGUGUUGUUUGUAGACAAAUGACAGUGGCAUCUGGAAAUCAGCUAGUCGAAUGUCAGGAGUGCCAUAACCUCUACCACCAGGAUUGCCAUAAACCCCAAGUGACAGACAAAGAAGUGAAUGACCCUCGCCUGGUGUGGUACUGUGCCCGGUGCACCAGACAAAUGAAGAGAAUGGCUCAGAAAACUCAGAAGCCACCACAGAAGCCAGCUCCCACUGUUGUGUCUGUCGCUCCAGCUGUCAAGGAUCCGUUAGUGAAGAAAGCAGACACCAAACUUAAACAAGAGACAGCCUUCCUAGCAUUCAAGAGAACAGAAGUUAAGCCACCCACGGUUAUAUCAGGAAAUUCUUCUGGUAACAACGUGUCCUCUUCAGUAACUAGUGGCCUGACUGGAUGGGCAGCUUUUGCAGCCAAAACAUCUUCGGCUGGGCCAUCAACAGCAAAGUUGAAUUCAACAGCGCAAAACAACAGCGGAAAACCUGCCGCCUCAUCAGCUACCCAGAAGCCUGUGGGUUUGACGAGUCUGGCAACAUCAUCCAAAGGUGGAAUGGGUUCCAAAAUGGGCUCUGGUAACUGCUCUUCCCCGACUGUACCAUUAAAACCACUUCCACCUCUAACCUUAGGCAAGACUGGCCUGAGUCGCUCAGUUAGCUGUGAUAACGUCAGCAGAGUGGGCCUUCCCAGCCCCAGUAGUUUAGUUCCUGGGGGCAGUGGGCAGUUGAGUGGGAAUGGAGGCAGUGCGACUUCGGGGCCCAGCGGAAGCGCCACAAGCAAAACCACGCCAGAACCCAGCAGCAGUGCCUCAGCGUCUCUUAAAGGCCCAACUUCACAGGAAUCACAGCUCAACGCUAUGAAGCGAUUGCAGAUGGUCAAGAAGAAAGCUGCCCAAAAGAAACUCAAGAAGUAGUAUGACGAGAUAGGUUUUUAUAUCAAUUAUUGCUCUAAAGAUUAAAAAAAAAUAUCCUUAUUGGGACAAAAAGAUAUACUGUAACUUAAUAAAAAUCUUGAUGA